UUUGACGGUUGUCAUUCAAUAAUUUUGAAAAAUAUGUGUGAAAAUAUCGGGUAAAUUUUCUUGUUUUGAUAAAAAAAUUAAAAUGUUUCCGGACCGGUAUAAGUGGUGCAAUGCAUAGCUUAGCAAACCUGAACUAUCUAGUAAACGCUAAUGAGAUCCCAACAUUUCCAAGCGAUAGAGUUCAAGACUUGAGACGAGCAAUUCUUGCGCCGGUUUUUUACAGACCAAAUAUCCAACAAACCUUGCAAAGAAUUAAUUUUAGAUUCCAUAGAACUUGCAGCUUUUAUAAUUUAAUACGGGAGUGUAAUGUAGCGGAAGGUCAGACGCUGCUCAUAUUCUGGGGUACGAGGAGUUCGGAGAGCAGGCUGACUGUAAGCAUGUCUGCGUCGAGUUGCUCGUCACUUCACAUGCCCCCUAGCGCACAUGUUGCUAAUACCACCGUUCAUCGCGACAAGGAUUUGCGCUCCACAGCUCAACAGACCGACAUUAGCUGUCGUUCUCCGGAAAUAGGAUCACCAGUAAACCUGACGGAAAGCGAGGAGCAGCGUUUGAUUCGCGAGCGCGUGGCAGAUUCCCUGACAUUCUCCUCGCCUGCCUCUUCCCUGCUGCCACCGACCCGCCGCUCCGUGUCCAUACUGGGCUCUGUUUGUGCUCUGCUGCUUAAGAAACAGGCUUCAGGCGCCAAGGACGCACCCAGCGUGACCGGCAGCCAGCGCUCGGACAACAUCUGCCGCAUCUGCUUCGGCGGCGAGUCGGCGGAGCGGCUGGUGCGCCCGUGCUCCUGCCGCGGCACCAUCGCGGCGGUGCACCGCUCAUGCCUGGAGCGCUGGCUGCUGCAGGCCGCCACUUCCUACUGCGAGCUCUGUCGCCAUCACUACGUCGUCAGCCGCAGUCACAAGUGGUCGUGGGCGCGGUCGCUGCUGGAGUGGGCGCGCUCGGGGCGGGGGCGCGCGCUGGCUGCCGACGCGUGGAGGGGCGCGGCGCUGGGAGCCGCGUCGGUGCUGGGCACGGCGCGCGCGCUGCACGCGUGCGACGCGGUCUUGCAGGCGGGGGCUAGGCGGGGAGGAGGCGUCGCGUUGGCUGCUAACCUGUUCUCAUCGCUACUCAUUGGUAUUAUUGGCGCUCUCAACGGCUUGCUAACCACUUGGAUGCUCCUCAAGAUCCAAGAGCACCAGAUGUCGUGGCGUGCGUGGCGCGAUAGCACGCUGCACGUGCACGUGGCCCUCGGAGACACGACGCCCACGCAAAGCACGGCGUCCAUAGCCACCGUGGUCGGGGACUCCCCUGACGCCACGGCGGACCGGGCUACUAACAUUGCUGACCCUUUUAUGGUUGCACUUCCUUAUACCUUAUCGGAACCUUAACAAAAACCCAAUAAAACCACCCACCUAUAGAAUUUUUCCAGUUUUAUACUCUCUUCUUAUUGACUGCCUUGGUUCUAUAUCCUGAGUGAAAUUUUGGCUUUUAUGCAGGUUUUGAAAAAUUAAAUUAAUAUAGCAACAAAUAAGAUUCAAAAAUGUCGCAAAUGUUUGUAUAUCUAGUCAUAUCUACAUGUGCCUUCAUAAUAAUACUUUUUGCAGUUGUAUUUACGCGACACAUUACUGUUCCAUCAUUUUGCUAACUAACCACUUUUAUUUAUGUUUCUUAAAACUGGAAAUAAAACACCGAUUAAAAAUUGUUAAUCAUAAUAUUUUAUUUCAUUAUAAUUAUAUUAUUAUUAUCAAUAUAAAUUAUGUUUUUAAAUUAUUAUAGUCAAUUAUAUAAAAUUAUUUCAGUAGGUAAUAGAGACAAUUAUUAUUUCAAGCAAUUAAAUAAAACUAGUACGUCAACAUUGUAAUAGAAUAUUGUUAGAGAAGUAAUUCGUAGUUGAAUCGCUAUGACAUUCAAAUAAUAACUUCAAAGUCAAACUUGACAGUUAUUGUAUGAAGAGGUGUCAAGUUUGACCUUUCAAAUUCUUUUUCGCGGGUAGUUACGAAUUUAAUGCCAUAGACUAGGGAUCUGCACAGAGCGAUUUGAGGAUGCAUCUUGCUUAUAUAGAUGAAUAAGUGAAGAAGAUUCUCGCUUCGAAGCUUACAGUGCGUCGUGUUUAAACAUAUUUAUAGCGAAUAUAAUACCAAAUUAACGGCUAUGACCUACAAAUACAAAAUACUUAUAUCAUUCGAAAUAUAAACCGUAGACAGAGAAAACUAUAGACUUAACUUCCAUAAGAAAGACGUAUUUAUAGAAAUGUUUAAUUAGGAAAAG
Molecule: messenger RNA, 2244 nt
Organism: Maniola jurtina (meadow brown)
Lineage: Eukaryota; Metazoa; Arthropoda; Insecta; Lepidoptera; Nymphalidae
Exons: 7
Coding region: 111-1364 (417 amino acids)
Biological process (GO): protein ubiquitination
Molecular function (GO): zinc ion binding; ubiquitin-protein transferase activity
Source: RefSeq, a predicted model, not a curated record